UUGCUUUAUGUAUAUAAAUACCGGUGCGGCUCCAGUCUGUCAUAAACUGGGUUUCUGGUUUUCUACGCCUGAUCACGGCAUUUUCCAUUAAUACUGCCGGUCAGCCUUGGUCACUUCAUCGGUAGAAAUUAUUCCAUUAUUAGCUAAACAAAUUAUGUUUGCGUGUUCCGCUUGAAUCUCAAACACUGGAAUUUACUGUUUAUUUGAGUUCCCGCUAAUGAAAAUUGAUUGACCAAUAGUAAUUUUAGCUGUGAAACAGUAUAUUUUUAACUGUUUAUAUGAUGGCAAACUCUUCGGCUGCGGAUCUGUUGCAACAACUAAAAGAUUUCAUGACAAAAAAUCAUGGUGCAUACGAUAUUCGCGGGAUUGAUAACCCAGACGAUGACGGAAUUCUCGAUUUGGAUCAGUUGCUGGAACGUAUUAACCAUUCAGCGGAAUGGACACGUGAAGAUAUGCUGGAAUUGUCCGACUGGCCAUUUCCGGUGCAGCUGCAAAACAGCGGCAUUGCCGUGCUGUUAAGUGCCUAUUUGAUCGUUAUCUUGGCUUCUCUUUUGGGCAAUGUAUUGGUUGUGGUGGUUAUCUUGCGGAUGCGCCGGAUGCACACUGUGACGAAUAUCUUCAUUCUAAAUGUGGCAAUCUCCGACAUUAUGAUCACCAUCUUGAAUAUUCCGUUUAAUCUGGCACGUGUUUUGUUGGAUGAAUGGCCGUUUGGUUCCGUCAUGUGCCGACUGAUUCCGUUUGUGCAAGUUACGGCGGUAUACUGCUCCAGCUGGACGAUGGUCUGCAUUGCGGUCGAUCGUCUCAUUGUGACCGUUUACCCACUGCGACCACGGAUGCAGAUGAAAACUGGAAUUAUACUGGUCGGGUGCGUUUGGGCGUUUUCUAUGGGUGCCGCUGUACCCUAUGUUUUGGUACAUGAAACCAUCACCACUAUAUCCUUCCAGACGUCUACAAGGUGUGUGGCGUUGUUUCCGGCUCCUGGACACAUACUGCGCCAGUAUCUAUCGCUAAUCACAUUUAUCUUACAAUUCUGCAUUCCGCUUACCAUCACCGGAAUAUGCUAUGCAAAGAUUUCUAGAAAAUUAUGGUUUACUCAUCAACUUCUGACCAACAAGGCUGAUCACGCUGGCGAUUACCAACCAACGAUCCAGAACAAAGGCGUUAUAGUGAGAAACCGGCAGCGCUCCAUUAAGAUGCUGAUGCUGGUGGUGUCGGUGUUCGCCUUAACCUGGCUUCCCAUUUCCCUUUACCAUCUUACCCGGGAUUUCGGCACCGACGACAACGGAUCUUCCGUCCAUAAUCUCUACGUUUUUCUGCUGUUUCAUUGGUUGGCCAUGAGCAGUGUUUGUUAUAAUCCGUACAUCUACUGCUGCUGGAACAGCACGUAUCGAAAUCAAGCCAAGCUUAUGUACCACUUCCUUUUGUGCUGUCUGCCGCGAAAAGACAAACACGAAAUCGUACAGAUUCGUGGACUGAUCGUGCGCUUUAAAGGAAACCCAUCGGUUGCUGAUGAUCUGCACCGGCUUUCUCCGCAUCAGGAUUAUCGUUCCUUCAACUGGGACAGCUGCGCUGGAACCCGCGAAGUUAUCAGUUACCGGGAAGGACAACGAGUGUUUAAAACACGUUUUCUAUGACAUACCAAAUUGUAUAGACCUAAAAGCAAAUUCAAAGAUAAUGAUCCUUCUACGGCAUUUUUUGGGAUGUUUAAGUAAUUAUUUGUGUCUUGUGAAGAGGUGUUAAACAGUUCCUUACUAGUGGGAAGACAUCACCUCUCAAAAAACCAUGAACCAAGAAAAAGUGUAAACAGUUUGUGACUUAUAAAGCACGUAAAGCUU
This is a messenger RNA of Paramacrobiotus metropolitanus, 1835 nucleotides long. RefSeq names its product G-protein coupled receptor 83-like. Gene Ontology annotation, biological process: G protein-coupled receptor signaling pathway. Lineage: Eukaryota; Metazoa; Tardigrada; Eutardigrada; Parachela; Macrobiotidae. The transcript is spliced from 6 exons. The record is from RefSeq and is a predicted model, not a curated record. The coding region runs from base 279 to 1634 and encodes 451 amino acids. Gene Ontology annotation, cellular component: neuron projection; plasma membrane. Gene Ontology annotation, molecular function: neuropeptide binding; neuropeptide Y receptor activity.